AAACACAUUACAUUUGUAAACACACACACACACACACACACACAGCUAACAUUAGGGCUUCCGCUUGCGCUAGCACUUGAUGCGGUUUCACAUUAUAUUUUGAUGUAAACACGCCAGCCGUGGCAUGCUAGCAUUGUAGCGGCCGGCUAGAUAACAUUACAGUGUAAACAACAUCUCCAUCUUUCCCGUGUCACCUUAAAGAACGACGGUGCCUGAAAACCGGCGGAAAAAAAAAGCCUGAGCUAGCUAUCGAGCUAAUAACCUGAGCCGGGGAUUCAUGUGAGGAAGCUGGUCAUGACUCGAGAGAAGAUGUAGCUUGAUAAAUAAAUAAGUGUUGGCCAGGAGAGGAGUUAAAACUUCUGGACCUGAGACCUGGACUUGUUUAUCUGUAAGAGUCAUCAGUCAUCUUUUCCAAAAUGGAGAAAAAAGAGAAGAGGCCCAGCUACUUUGCCAGGCUGAAGAAGAGGCGGCAGCUGAAGCAGGGCCAAUCGGAGAGAGCUGUGGCUAAGGAGAGCCAGUCAGAUACAGACUUGAAGGGAUCAGUCAUCUGUGAGCCCACUCCCACUACACAGCUCGAAGAGAAAAACAGAGGAAGUGAGAAGUCCAGUAAAACUGAGAGAACUCUGAGUGGACAAUCAGUCGACAACUGCAAAGCCAAUGAACAGGCCAAGAAAGAGAAAAGAAAGCCUCCAGGCACUGUAGAGUACACAGUGGGCUCUAAGGAUACCUUAAACAGCAUUGCGCUACAGUUCAAUAUCACCCCAAAUAAAUUAGUGCAGCUGAACCGUCUCUUCUCUCGCAGCGUGGUUCCAGGACAGAAACUCUUUGUCCCUGAUAUGGGGCAGUCAGAAAAGGCCAAGAUUUUCUCGGAUUCCGUGGACGUGGCACCAUCAGAAAAAGAGUUACAGGAUGAUGAAUCAAGCUGCAGGCCGCGUCACCGGGAACUCUCUCCCCCUUCUGAGGAUGAGAGCCCGGUCAAAUUCCUCAAGAUGAGCUGCAAGUACUUCACCGAUGGCAUGGGAGUUGUUGGCGGUGUGAUGAUUGUGACACCCAAUAACAUAAUGUUUGACCCUCAUAAGUCGGAUCCUCUAGUGAUUGAGCAUGGCUGUGAGGAGUACGGCCUCAUCUGCCCCAUGGAAGAGGUGCUGUCCGUGGCUCUGUAUGACGACGUGUCCCGUAUGCAGCUUAAGGAUGCUCUGCCGUCUGACAUACCUCAGGAUCUGUGUCCAUUAUACAGGCCAGGUGAGUGGGUGGAACUUCCAUCUGAACAGGACCUAAACCCCUUCAGCCGCUACGAGGCCCUCGGCAAAUCCAACCGCCCAAUCGUAUUAGAUGACAUUGAGACAGCGGCUGAUUGCCCCCCUGCUGACAAGUCGCCAUCAGAUGAAGGCUUCACUGAGCUUGAGCUGUUGCAGAAUGACUCAGGAACCGAGAACGGAAGCACUGAAACUUCUCACAGCAGGCCUGAGACUGCUAACACUACCUGCCAGAGUCUGGAAGAGGCAUCCUUACAAGAUCUGAGUGAUUCCGUGGAAGGAAAAAUGAGUGUGUUCACAGACCAGACAGUGGAGACAGUGAGGUCAUGUGAUGCAGACCAAGUAGAGGACAUGGAUGAAGGCCUUUAUAAUCAUUCCACAGAUGAGAAUGUAGAGCCGGUCUUAGAUGGGGAUGAAAACAGCACACUGUACACUGGAACAGAGCAUAGUGAAAAAGGACACAUGGUUACUGUGGUGGAUGAGAUGAAAGAUGCAGAGGGCUUAAAUAAAGCUAAGAUUCUCACUCAGGAUUCUCUACAAGCGGACGAAGUAGUAGUAGCUGAGGACCAAAAAAGAAUGGUAAGCUCUGGUGAAAAAUGUAGUUCUUCUGGACCAAGCUAUGAAGAUGAUAAGGAGACAAUGAAGAGACCAAAUGCAGAUGGAGAACUGAGCAAGAAGGAGGAAGAUCUGCAAAACAGUGAAACAGAGAUGUCAUGGCUGAUGAAAAGGAUGCAGGGUCCAAUUGAAGCUAUGCUGCUCUGUGCAGAAGAGAGAAGCAAGAAACCACCUAUGUUCCUCUGCUUCAAAGUGGGGAAGCCCAUGAAGAAAUCCUUUGCUACUGGUCAAACUUCUAGCCCAACUCACUUCUUUGGGAGCAGAGAGAAACACCCAGAGUACUGGUUUGCAGUGCCACAGGAAAGGGUGGACCAUCUCUACUCAUUCUUCAUCCAGUGGUCUCCUGAUGCCUAUGGGAAAGAUGCACAGGAGCAGGGCUUCGUAGUCGUAGAGAAGGACGAACUUAACAUGAUUGAUAACUUCUUCAGUGACCCGGUGCCCAGAAAUUGGGAGAUCAUCACCAUGAAUGAGGCAAGGAGGAGGCAGAGUUUUGGCGGUUUUGAGGAUGAGGAACCACUGGACCUAUUGUCUGUUCUGAUGGACCCCAGCACGUUAUUUGAGGAUACGCACAUUGAGAAGUUGGCUGCUCGACUCCCAGCUCGGGUUCAGGGAUAUCCAUGGAGGCUGGCCUACAGUACAGUGGUGCAUGGAACCAGCUUGAAGACUCUGUACAGGAACCUGGGGGAGCUGGACUGCCCUGUGCUGCUGGUCAUCAAAGACAUGAACGAUCAGGUUUUUGGAGUUUUCUCCACUCACCCCUUCAGAGUUAGUGAGCACUAUUAUGGCACUGGGGAGACCUUCCUUUACACCUUCAACCCUGAAAUUAAGGUGUUCCGCUGGACUGGCGAAAAUUCGUACUUUGUGAAGGGAAACUUGGACUCUCUCCAGAUCGGAGGUGGAGGGGGUCGUAUUGGCCUGUGGCUGGAUGCUGACCUGUAUCACGGGACCACCUCCAAAUGCUCCACUUUUAACAACCAACCACUGUCAUCUCAACAGGACUUCACUGUCCAAAAUCUGGAGGUCUGGGCCUUUGAGUGAAAUCCAAAUGUAUACUCAAAUACACACGCGCACACACAUGCACACACACCUUCACAUACCAUGUUUAAAAAAAAAAAUUAUAUAUAUAUAUAUAUAUAUAUAUAUAUAUAUAUAUAUAUAUAUAUAUAUAUAUAUAUAUAUAUAUAAAAUACAUAACACAAACAAAAAAACAUAAAAACAAACCUAAUGGCAAGUAAUUUAAAAUGCUGGAAUGCUGGAGACAAGGUCUACUGCUGGAUAUGUGGAGAUACACUCCUCCAAAAAGGUUUCAAGGACACUAGUUUUGACACGAGACCAAACUGUACAAGUUUACCAGGUUGUGUGUUGAGCUCAUUUAGAUUAGGAUGAAGGGUAAGAGAGAAGCAGGCUUCUGUUUGUGCCUCACUUAGACUGCCUUAAUAUUGCACACCUAUCCCAGCAUGCAAUAGUAUAUACAAGCUCUGCAUAAAUAUAACCCUUAUAGGCUGUGACUGCAGAGCCUUAGCCAUAUUGAUCAUGCUACAGUACCUUGCAAUGAGCUGAAGUUUUAUAUUUCAGAUUCUCUCCAAACGUCUGUGGAUUUGUUGAACAGGGACUAUGAUGAUGUUUACAAAAGGAAGAUGAGAUCUGUUUGUAGUGAUUAGGGGUUUUGGUGAAUCUUUGGUUCACUAAACGGUCGAGUGGCGUGGCUGAUAUGGAUGCCAUUCACGUGAAACACAUUCCAUUUGAUAAAAGAGAACUAUUGUCUUGACCAAAGCUUUUUAUUUAUGCCUUUCCAUGUACAUUUGUUUUAUAUUGUUUGUGUGUUUUUAAUAUUUGAAAUCAUGUCUUUUUAAUUGAAAGAUAUAUAUAUAUUUCCUGUAUGUGAGGAUUCUGUUCACUUCAGUUUUGUGUGUUCAUAUGAUUUAUAUUAUAAGGACCUUGUUUGGUCAACACUAAGCUGGAAGGGGCACAUGAUGGAAGUAAUGUCAGUAUUACAAGUUUGCCACCGAUAAAAUUGUUGACUGUUCCACUGUGGUAGUGUUACAGGUCUCCCACUAAUACACACCAAUAUUACUCACAAUGGGGUCUAAUACUAAUGACAGUGCCAGUCAAUACUUCAGUGAUGUAUACUAGCAUCAUGAGUACAAACAAGUAGUGGCAGUAUACCAGUCAUACCAACAGGUCCCUGCAUGCUUUCAUUAAUGAUUUGUUGGCAUUUGAACCUUUGUUGGCAUUCCCACUGAAUUUAUUUAUCUCAACUGGUCUCUCAUGCUCUACAGUUUGUUCAAAACAAAAGCUGUGAAUUAUGGGACAUUAAUGUAAUGAAGCACUAUUAAGUGUAUGAAUGUUACUAACUCCUGUUUAUUGUACAAACUUCGGAAAGGGAAGAUAAUUGUGUUGUAAAGGUUGUCUCUUGGUUUUGACAGGUUGUAAAGGAAACAAAGUUUAAAACCGACAGACUUUUACUCUGAAAUUAAUUUGAAGAUGUGGUGUCUUUGUCACAUGGUUGAUGGUUGGAUGAUGUUUAUCACUACAGUAAGGAAUCCCUUUUCAUGCUUACCUAAACUAACACCAGAUACAUGUAUUGGUGUGCUUAGUCCACUUUUAAUUAAGCUUUGUUUCCUCGAUGUGAUUGUGAUUGGUCAGUUCAGUUCAGUACAGCAUUAUGUGCACUAAAUUCCUGCUAAUAUUUAAACAGCUCGCCAUGUUUAAAUGUCAAAUGUAAAAGGGAAAUAAAUAUGUCCACAAAAAUACAUUUCACUUUAAA
This is a messenger RNA of Pangasianodon hypophthalmus (striped catfish), 4638 nucleotides long. It is a transcript of the gene ncoa7b, whose product is annotated as nuclear receptor coactivator 7. Gene Ontology annotation, biological process: response to oxidative stress; regulation of transcription by RNA polymerase II. The record is from RefSeq and is a predicted model, not a curated record. The coding region runs from base 417 to 2909 and encodes 830 amino acids. The transcript has 16 exons. Lineage: Eukaryota; Metazoa; Chordata; Actinopteri; Siluriformes; Pangasiidae. Gene Ontology annotation, cellular component: nucleus.